AAGAAUGAAGUAAUAUCAUAUUUUUCACACGACCAAUUUUCCCCUUUACUGGCGGCAUUCCUCCUGAUAUCGUGCCAUGACAACAUAUACAGCACGUCCGGACAAUUUGGACUGGAAGAAGAGCCCACAUGUCAACUUCCGACGAUCAAAUUCGUCCAUCACAUCUAGCCGACAAGAGCUACUCUAUGAACUUUUGUCCGGAAUUCAAGCUGAUGAAGAUAGUGCAAGGUUGUUACUACAAACUUACGAUAUAGAUGAAGAGUGUGAUUCUGAGGAUGAAGAUGCCUUCACUCCCCAAACUCCUCUGCGCCCUGUCGAGGAUUUGAACCCACCCCAUGAAAGAAAUGCACCUCAGGACUCUGCAGCCUUCAAUUCACCAUUACGUCCCAGUCAUUCAGAAAAUCCAUUUCUCAGUACACCUUUACGUGUGAAGUACUUUCCCAAUCUCAGUCCAUCCAUUCUCCGUCAACUGCUGCGCUCGCCGUCCCCAAACUUCUACAGUUCAGAUGGGAGCUUCGAGGCCGUCUCUGCUUCACCUUUGUCUCUGUCCAUUCCUAGUAGUCUGGAACUCCAGAACGUUCGAAAGACAUCUUGUGCAAAUCCGCAAGCAGGUGGACCUUCAAGCUUGAUUUAUCCUCUCACUCCUCCAUUGACUGCACGUAUCCCUUGCACCGAUUCCCACGAAACACCUGUCCGCAUGUUACGCUCUCCUCUUUAUUUGGACGUCGUUUCUACCCCCGGUCUUCACAUCGAAGGCGUGGAUCUUGAUUCGGUACCCGAUAUUCGAGCCUGCCUUUCUUCCAUGACGCCGUUCACUGCCAUUGAGUCCCAUCAGAACAGACGUCAACGACAGCUCUUUAUGAAUUCUGCUGCCGAUCCUUCAGCUGUCUCUACAACGACCCCCAAUUCGCAAUGCGUUAUACAGGGAAUACGAGCAGAGACCGCUUCCGGUGUAAAAGCAGUGCCAUUGGCAAAGACAACAGCUUCGUUUGGUCUUCCAUCGACUCCCGCCAGCCCUUUGCUCCAAACUUCCAGGACUGCACGGAUUUCCCAGAAUCGUCGUACACCAAAACCUGGGAGAGUAUUACAGCGAGAGUUUGUAGAACUUCUGGAGGCUCGGGCUAUGGAAGAGGAGAAAAUGGCGCAGGUCCUUGACAUGAUGGCGAAGAGGUUGGAGAGGCUAGCCUUACAGAGGAGACGACUUGUAGCUCUGCUAAUCAAAGAGACGAGGUAUUAAGAACUAAUACGUGGAUAAUACAGUGUGAAGCGAUGGUACAACAUGUCGUUUGUUCUACAAUAGAUGCAUAUAUGCACAGGAUGAAUUUGAGGAACUCAUGCAAUUUAUCCUCCACGAGAAGAAACCUGUUGGGAAACACCUCAAAGCAAAGUCUCUCUUUGUUUCCCCUGAUCUACAACAACACUUUCCAUUCCAGAAAGCCACAUGUCGAUAUCUGC
Messenger RNA from Lentinula edodes (shiitake mushroom), 1455 nucleotides. RefSeq lists its product as uncharacterized. The record is from RefSeq and is a predicted model, not a curated record. The coding region runs from base 77 to 1237 and encodes 386 amino acids. The transcript has a single exon. Lineage: Eukaryota; Fungi; Basidiomycota; Agaricomycetes; Agaricales; Omphalotaceae.